UGAAGAUUUUAAAACCUGCCUUUAAGUGGGGAAAAAAAAGCUUCAAAAGAGGAAUUUAUCUUGGAAAAAAAAAGACUGGAAGUGCUUGGCAGCCCACCUUGAAAUUAUUUUAUGCCAUAACAGACAGGAAUAUGGGAUCACCAGUGGGAAGAAAGAGGGAGACCCUGUGUUUCUCCUAAUCCCAGAUUUACCCCGCAGAAGUUCAGAGCGUUAUACUGGUUUAUAUAAACACCUCUUUGAACUCGGGCAUUGAUCUCCCAGUACCCACAGUGGAUAUCCCAGUACCCACAGUGGAUAUCCCAGUACCCACGGUGGAUAUCCCAGUAUCCUCAUGGAUAUCCCAGUAUCCACACUGGGAGAGCCUGAGGAGCUGCCCCGGCAAACUGAGGACGCGCAUCACUGAGGUCAUUUAACCUCAUAAAACCCGGCUUUUUGAAAGCGUGAAAACAAAUUGUUUCCCAAACGGGUCCUUUUGGGAAUGUUGUUUUUUUUAGCGGGGGAAGAUUCGGGCGGAUUUAAGGCGCGGUUCAAGGGUUUUUCCCCAGCUCGCUGGGAACGCCCUGCCCGCACUCAAAAUGGCGGCGGCGCUGAGGGGCUGAGGCCGCCGCGGCCGCCAUGGCGCUUUCGGGCGGGAGCCGGCGGAGGCGGCGGCGGGCGCUUCCCAGGCAUCUGCGCACGGAUAAAAAUCUCGUGGCCGCAUUCAAAACCCAGAAGAUGAUCGUGGCUGUGCCGGCGGCACACGGAGCAACGCGGCAGGGCGGCAUUCCCAGAGGAUGGUGAGCGGCGGUGCCGGCCAGCCUUGUAUUCCUCGGGGGAGGAGCCUUCCCAGGGCUGUCCCCAAGCAUAAAUGGGGAUUUUCCUGGAGAAUAAGUGGAGGUUGGCGGGGUAAAUGGAGAUUGAUCCUGGACGAUAAAUAGGGAUGCUCUGGAACAUAAGUGGAGACUUUCAGGUGGAUAAAACAGAAAUUUUUCCAGCAGGAUGGAGAAGAAGAAAAUCCUGAUGAAGUCCAAGGUUGCUGCUCCCAACCUCCUGAGGGCUCUGCACUCCCUGUACCGGCUCGGGCACCUCUGCGACGUGACAGUCCUCACCCAACACCUGGGAAUUCAGGAGGAAUUCCUGGCUCAUAAAGCUGUCCUGGCAGCUUCCAGCAACUACUUCAAGGGGCUUUUCCUGCACCAGGAGAUGCUGGACACUCAGAAGUGCACAGUGACUCUGCAGGACAUCUACACCGAGGAGUUCACCUCCUUCCUGGAGUUCGUGUACACAGCAGAGGUGGAGAUCGAGGCGGGAAAACUCCAGAGGAUGAAGGAAAUAGCAGAAAGGCUGGAAUGCAAGGAUUUGCUUGAUAUCUGUGAGGAAGUGAAGGCAGAGGGCAGGAAGGGCUUGGAUUUGAGCCUCCACCUGAAAGGGCAGAGGGGUGAAAAUAGGGGAUCACAGUGGCCUUGUAUCCAGCAAGAGGAGAACCCCAGGAGCUCUUCCCAGGUCGUGGCAAUUCCCAUGCAGAGGAAACUUUGGGAUAGGCAGAAACAUAAGGAGCUGCUGCCGGGCUAUGAGCUCAUUGGAGGCCAAGCAGGAAGUCUGGAGCAGGAGGCCACAGCUUUUCCAGCCCCAAAAUCCAGGCCGGCAAAGCUGCCCAAGUGCAACAAGCCACAUUCCCCGACCAGACUGGGUGUGGAUAUCACCAGCCUGGAAAACGAGGAUGGUCAUUCCCUCCGCAGGGGGCAGGAGCGGAAGCGGGAAUCCCAGGCGUGUCCCUACUGUGACAAGGCCAUCAGCUCCAAGUGCGGCCUGGCCGUGCACAUCCGGACACACACCGGGGACGGGCCCUACCGGUGCCAGCGCUGCCCCGCCAGCUUCGCCCACCGGGCUGCCUACACCUCCCACCUCAGGAAAAUCCAUGAGCAAGAGAGGAAACUCCUGCCUGUCUAUUGGAUGGUGGUUCCACCCACACACGGCCCAAACCCCACGAGCCGUGACAAAGAUCCCAACGGAGAGACUUGGGAUGGGACACCGGAAACCUCAGGAUGUGAGGGAGAUGCCAGGAAUUCAUCUGUUGCUGAAGCAGAAAGGAGCAAGGAGCAAGAGGAAUCCCAGGAAGCUGAAGGAGGGAAUGAAGAUGAAGGUGGAAUGAGUGUGAAGGGUGAGGAGCAGGGAGACUAUGACACGGGAUACUCGGAAGUUGAAGGAAGCCGGGACAACGAGGAAUGUUCUGAGGAGGAGGAGGAUGAAGCCUCGACAGAGAAGGACAGCAAAGAACCUGAACCAGGGUUUAAACUAAAGAAGGCCAGUAAAAGCGUGGCCAACAAGAAAUCCACCUACGUGAUCCAGUGCGACAAGUGCCAGGAGCAGUUUGUUUCCCGGAAAAAAUACGUGGAUCACUGCCGGGAUGUGCACCAGAGCCUGCCUGGCAAGGUGUACCGCUGCGAGGUGUGCAGCAAGGCCUUCGCCAGCUACACCAGCUGGAAGGAGCACCGCGCCUGCGUGCACAGCGAGGAGAGGCGGUUCUCCUGCAGCCUCUGCCAGGCCACCUUCAAGAGGAAGCGGGAUGUGAGGACUCACUCCAUGCGGAAGCAUGAGGGCAGGGCCAAGCGGCCGCUGUGCUCCGUGUGCGGCAAGAUCCUGAGCUCCCGCACGGCGCUGGUGUUCCACAUGCGGACGCACACCGGCGAGAAGCCCUACGAGUGCGGCGUGUGUCACUCCAGGUUUGCUCAGCCUUCCCAGCUCAAGAUCCAUACCAGAUCCCACACUGGGGAGAAGCCCUACAUUUGUGAGGACUGCGGCGCUUCCUUUGCCGACAAAGGAAAACUCACUGGCCACAAAAGGACACACACAGGAGAGCGGCUCUUCAGGUGUGACGUGUGCGGGAAGCACUUUGCCACCAACGAGUACCUGAAGUGCCACAAGCGCUGCCACCUGGGAGCCAAGCCCUACAGGUGUGAGGUUUGUGGGAAAGCCUUCGGACUCAGAGCUUCCCUGGCCCAGCACAGCAACGUCCAUGCAGAGAGGCGUCCCUAUUUCUGCGAGCAGUGCGGCAAGGCCUUCACGCAGCAGGGAGCUCUGCGGCGGCACCAGCGCAUCCACACCGGAGAGAAGCCCUACAAGUGCCGGGCCUGCGAGAGGACCUUCACCGACAUGUCCACCCUGCGCCGGCACGUGGCGAUCCAUGACCGGAAUGCUCACUGGAGAAGCUUCUUGAUCGACCUCACCCCAAAAAAAGACCACAAUUGGUCCAAAAUAGAGACUUUAGCGGAAGCGCAUCCGGGAGGAGAUCCCGUGCCGGAAAUCUGGUCGGUUGACCACGGGAAACUUUAUAAACCAGGAGGUGCUAAAGCAGCAGCAGCACACGUGACACCUGGGCUUGGGGACACCGGGGACACUGACCCCUCCCUUUUGUACUUAUGAAGCCAGGUUUAGACCCAAAAAUGGGCGGUUGGAGGAAGAAUGGUGGGAGUUAUCCUUUGGGAUGCAGGGAAUCAUUCCCAAUGGUAAGGCAGCUGCGGCUGCCUAGGGAGCUGCAUUGCAGGGGGUAGUUCCUCAUGAGGGAAUUUAUUCCACGGAAAUGUUUGCAUCUGUCCAGAAGUUUGUUUUUCCCAAAGCUGUGGGAGCAUCCCAUCGGGAAUGGGCAGGGCGGGGUGUGUGUUUAUACAAACACAGCGCGGUGCCGCCGCUGUAAAUCACCAAUUCCUCCUUUAAUAAAGCUGCCAGUGCCGCCCAA
Motacilla alba alba is the source of this 3715-nucleotide messenger RNA. RefSeq names its product GDNF-inducible zinc finger protein 1-like. Gene Ontology annotation, cellular component: nucleus. Lineage: Eukaryota; Metazoa; Chordata; Aves; Passeriformes; Motacillidae. Bases 979 to 3402 code for a protein of 807 amino acids. The transcript has 9 exons. Gene Ontology annotation, biological process: regulation of transcription by RNA polymerase II; central nervous system development. The record is from RefSeq and is a predicted model, not a curated record. Gene Ontology annotation, molecular function: protein binding; RNA polymerase II cis-regulatory region sequence-specific DNA binding; DNA-binding transcription factor activity, RNA polymerase II-specific.